Molecule: messenger RNA, 1690 nt
Organism: Acanthaster planci (crown-of-thorns starfish)
Lineage: Eukaryota; Metazoa; Echinodermata; Asteroidea; Valvatida; Acanthasteridae
Product: glutathione peroxidase-like
Biological process (GO): response to oxidative stress
Molecular function (GO): glutathione peroxidase activity
Source: RefSeq, a predicted model, not a curated record
CAUGAUGCGCAGACAACACGACGGGAGAGCUUUUAUAAGUCCUAGAUUUUACAACGACGCGACAUACUCGAUAGGCGCAGCAUUGAGCCAUAUUGGAGGUUCUCCCUGUUCGCACAAGGAGAUUGCUGUCGACACCAUCUGGGGUCUUCGGACGCAUUAUAGACAUGGCUACCGCCGCUUCUGCGGCAAUGCCCUUUUCAGCCCUGUUGGUGGUUCUCUGGACGGUGGCUGCGUUGUCAACGGCAGCGACCGGUCCGCUGGAGUCGGUCUGCGUGCGCGAGGGCUCGGCCUCGGUGCACCUGUUCUCACUCGGCUCGCUCAACGACACCUCCCCGCCGGUGCCCCUCUCCCGCUACGCAGGCAAGGUUCUGCUCCUGGUCAAUGUGGCCACGUACUGAGGCUUCACCACCCUUCAGUACCACCAACUGAAUGCACUGGCGGAGCGGUACGAGGGGAUGCUAGAAAUCCUGGCCCUUCCCUGCAACCAGUUCGGUCUGCAGGAACCGGGCGAAAACGAUGAGAUACUGAAUGGAGUCAAAUACGUACGGCCCGGAGGUGGAUUCGAACCCGCUUUCCCGGUCUUCGCCAAGAUCGACGUGAACGGCAAGAAAGAACAUGAGCUGUACACACACCUUAAGAGUGUCUGCCCACCUGUCAAACUGGAAAUCGGCGACAAGUCCAAACUUUACUGGUCGGACAUCAAAAUCGGAGACAUCACGUGGAACUUCGAGAAGUUCCUGGUUGGAGGAGACGGCCAGGCCUACAAACGCUACGACCCGAGUAUCCAUCCCAAGGGCAUCGAGGCAGACAUCGAAGGCCUGAUCUUGCGGGAGAGGCUCAGAUCUGAAGAGGAACGCCGGGAUUUCGAAGCAUUUCUUCACGAAAAAGUUUAUUAAAAAUCGUCCAAUCCCUGAUAUUUAGAACUUAAAGGCCUGCUUAUGCAUUCGGUUUUGCUACAGAAUUCAAAAAUUUAUUGUUUUUCUUAAAAUCAUAAUUAAACAACGCACACAUUGGUUUCGGAUUCGUGUCCAAUAUGGAUUACUGGGAUCUGUAUUUCUUUUAUUUUUAUUUUUUAUUUAUUUACAAACUGCAGGAAGUUGCUGGAUGAAAUACGUAUUUCUGUUAAAAAAAGUAUAUCCUCGACAUUGCUACAAAACUCGUGUUCAGAAUGAAUUAAUCUUGACUUUAUUUAAAAGCAAACUUGGAAGUAUUUAUCUUAUAAGAUCGAAUUUUAUUGACUAUAUUCUCACGUAGAUGAAUUCUUAUUCUCAUGAAGAUGACUUUUUAUAACCUAAUUCUCGUCCUCGUAAACUUGAGAAUUACUUAAAACAAUUCUAAUAUUAAAACAUAGACCACGGCAAUGAAUUAGGGGAUUUCCAAGGCUGUUGCCGAGCACAGCCGAUGACGAGUCGGUCUUAAACCGCCAUUUUCCGGCGGCAGACCGGACUCCGACGUUCACCAGGACGCGGUGCCUUUGUGCAUUCGGGCAUCCGAUCUUGGUGACUGUGCGAAGGCAUACAGCAACCGGGGAGUUCACACCCGUCCUCAGACUUCCCUCUCCCGUCACAGAAAUGAAAGGAAAUCAGUUUAAUGCAUUCUGUGGUCCAAAUUUAAAGCCAGGUCAGAAUAGUCUGUCGGUGAUAAAGUGGUCUUGACUGUGCAAUAAAAAGGUACACCCUGACCCGAUUGA